Molecule: messenger RNA, 929 nt
Organism: Cyprinodon tularosa
Lineage: Eukaryota; Metazoa; Chordata; Actinopteri; Cyprinodontiformes; Cyprinodontidae
Gene: mpzl3
Product: myelin protein zero-like 3
Exons: 6
Coding region: 137-883 (248 amino acids)
Cellular component (GO): membrane
Source: RefSeq, a predicted model, not a curated record
GAUCCACCUGUCCGACAGGUAGACAGGCGGGGACCAAACUGACUCAUGGGCGGAAUUUUACUCAACUUUUGACGCAACUUUGAGGAUUAUUUUUUUUUAAAUCGUCACGGAAAGGGACCCUCCUUUCAUACCAAUAAUGUGUCGAAUGGUCGCAGGACAAACGGCCCUGAAUGUAGUGCUGUUGCUCUAUUUGUUCGGCUGUUUCGGCCUUUCCCAAGUUUCCGGCAUCCACGUAACCACUCCAGCAGAGGUCCAUGCAUCUAAAGGGGAUACGGUCAUGUUGCCGUGCACAUUCACCUCUACAAGCCCACCAACCAGUAAGAUGUCUGUUCACUGGUCUUAUAGACCACUGACCGGUGGUCCACCACUGGUGUUUUUCCACUUCUCCUCUCGGGCAUAUUACCAAGAGAGCGGUCAGUUUGCCGGCCGUAUCAAAUGGAGGGGGGCCCCGGCACGUGGGGAUGCCUCUCUCUCUCUGAUCAACGCCACUUUGAAUGAUAAUGGGACGUACAUAUGUGAUGUCACAAACCCUCCAGAUGUCUUCGGGCCGAACUCUGAAACUGUUCUCACAGUUACACCAAAAGCACACACCAUCCGCUUCUCCGAUGUUGCCGUCCUCCUCGCUUUCAUCCUCAUCCCCUCUGGCCUUCUCACCUUCUUUCUGAUUGGACGGAUGUUCUGUCCCAAGAAACGGCGCAACCAAUCCAAGGCCUACAGAUCGCCCAUAGAGGUCACAGAGGGAGAUGAUUAUGCCUACCACCAGACGGACAUGAGGAGUGCCACAUGCUGUAGCCUAUAUCUACUGGACUCUGAGGAUGAGGAGUACUACGAUGAGAAGAAGAGGCCUCUAAGUGAUCAAGAUAAUGCCGAGUCUCAGUUCUAAAAAAAAAAAAAAAAAAAAACUCCUGUGUUGGAUAACUGGAGGCCCU